CGCCAACACAACCACCUCAUCAUAAUCCCAUCAGUUGCCCUUAAAUAUCCUAACUUCAUCCCAUAAGAAGUCAUGGGGGGCAAAUCCGGCACCAAAGCUGUCUACUUCGACAAGCUCAAGGGCUUGCUCGAGGAGUACAAGUCCAUCUUUAUCGUCAGUGUCGACAAUGUCUCGUCGCAACAGAUGCACGAAAUCCGCCACAACCUGCGCGGCGAAGCCGUGGUUUUGAUGGGCAAGAACACCAUGGUCCGACGAGCUCUCAAGGGUUUCAUCGCCGACAGCCCGGAGUACGAACGUUUGCUGCCUCAUGUUAAGGGAAACGUUGGAUUCAUCUUCACUAAUGGUGACCUGAAGACCAUUCGUGACAAGAUCCUGUCGAACCGUGUCGCAGCUCCUGCCCGUGCUGGUGCCGUUGCUCCCGGAGAUGUGUACGUUCCAGCUGGAAACACUGGCAUGGAACCCGGCAAGACAUCUUUCUUCCAGGCCCUCGGUGUUCCCACCAAGAUUGCUCGUGGUACCAUUGAAAUCACGACUGAUCUCAAGCUGGUCGAGGCCGGCGCAAAAGUCGGUGCCUCAGAAGCCACCCUGCUCAACAUGUUGAACAUUUCCCCUUUCACCUACGGCAUGAAAGUGCAACAGGUGUAUGAGGAAGGACAAACCUUCUCGCCGGAUGUGUUGGACAUUGAGGAGAGUCAACUGCUGAAGUCACUUACAUCGGCGAUCACCACCAUCACCACCAUUUCCUUGGCCGCCAACUACCCGACUCUUCCUUCGGUCAUCCACAGCUUGAUCAAUGGCUACAAGAAAGCCAUCGCUGUUGCCAUUGAGAUUGACUACGAGUGGGAGGCAAUUCAUGAGCUCAAGGAUCGCAUCGCCAACCCUGACGCAUACGCUGCUGCUGCGCCGGCGGCUGCGGCCGUUACCGAGGAGGCUGCACCGGCGGCGGCCAAGGAAGAAGAAAAGGAAGAGGAGAAGGAAGAGUCUGACGACGAGGGCUUCGGUGGUCUGUUCGACUAAGCACCUCGAAAGUUGGCGGGUUUUAGCGCGAGCACAUGCAAAUGAAAUGCUUGAGGCGGCCACAGCUAGAGCAAUAGACGUGCAACAUAGGUGCAAUAGCAUGAUUGCCACACAAUACCGAUCAGAACUUUUCGCACCUGAUAAGCUGGACCAUGACUUCUCUGCUACGAGUAUCCUUGGGCUUGGUACCCACUCAAAAAAUACGGACACCGCGUUCAGCCUCGUGCCCAUUGCCAGCACACCUAGCAUCAAUACCGCGCCCAAUGGUCCAAAGUCUGUCUCGAAGCUCGGUAGUGUUCUCGUGUCUAUGUCGAGUCUUGAGGUUGUCUCGCCCUUUGCCUCUCUGUCCCUCCAUCUGUUCCAUCUCUCUCACAUUCCAUUGUCUUGAUCAGAAACUCGCUCGCUAGAUCCCUUAAAAACAUCCCAAAACGUGGCCAACAAAUUAGUCGCGACUCAGUGGAGCGCGCGUGGCGCAAUGACAAAUGCUAGGCGGCGAAUUGCUUUGGUUUUCUUUG
Molecule: messenger RNA, 1532 nt
Organism: Cladophialophora immunda
Lineage: Eukaryota; Fungi; Ascomycota; Eurotiomycetes; Chaetothyriales; Herpotrichiellaceae
Product: 60S acidic ribosomal protein P0
Exons: 5
Coding region: 73-1017 (314 amino acids)
Biological process (GO): ribosomal large subunit assembly; cytoplasmic translation; ribosome biogenesis
Cellular component (GO): cytosolic large ribosomal subunit
Molecular function (GO): structural constituent of ribosome; large ribosomal subunit rRNA binding
Source: RefSeq, a predicted model, not a curated record